Molecule: messenger RNA, 1981 nt
Organism: Syzygium oleosum
Lineage: Eukaryota; Viridiplantae; Streptophyta; Magnoliopsida; Myrtales; Myrtaceae
Product: (-)-germacrene D synthase-like
Exons: 7
Coding region: 62-1765 (567 amino acids)
Biological process (GO): diterpenoid biosynthetic process
Molecular function (GO): terpene synthase activity; magnesium ion binding
Source: RefSeq, a predicted model, not a curated record
CUCCAGUGUUCUUCAGCUAUACUCGGUCCGACACCUGAAUCUAGGAAAUAGCAACAAAAAUAUGUCUCUUCAGAUUUCAGCAGUCCCAUCAUCUCCUCCCGUUCAAGAAAGAAGCCCGGCCGCUGAACGGCGGUCGGCGAUUUUUCAUUCAAGCAUAUGGACAGAUUACUUUCUAAAAUAUGCUUCUGACUCCAACUUGACGAGUUCCCAUGGCAUAGUAGAGGAACAAAUUGAGAGAUUGAAAGGAGAAGUUAGGAAGAUGUUGACAAGUGCUACGGAUAAGCCUUCGCAGAAGUUGAACUUGAUUGAUCAAAUUCAACGCUUGGGAUUGGCCUACCAUUUUGAACUUGAGAUAGAUGAGCAGCUGGAACAAAUCCAUAGAAGCUAUUUCAAGUUUCACUGUGGCGAUAACGACGACAACCUACACACCAUCGCUCUUAUCUUUCGAUUAUUACGACAACAAGGUUUCAAUGUUUCAUGUGAAAUCUUUCACAGGUUCAGGGACACCGAAGGGAAUUUCAGCAAAUCGAUCAUCGCCGACAUGCAGGGACUACUAAGUCUAUUUGAAGCUUGCCAUUUGAGUUAUCACGGUGAAGAUAUUUUGGACGAUGCACUCGCUUUUACGAUAACUCACCUGGCAUCAAUUGAUAAAAGACAAGCAAGCCCUAAUCUUGAAAAACAAGUGAGUCAUGCGCUACGUCAGCCAAUCCAUAAGGGUCUGCCAAGGCUUGAGGCGAGGUGUUACAUUCAAUUCUACCAAGAGGAGCCUUCGCAUAAUGAAGUCCUACUCUCCUUGGCUAAGCUCGAUUUCAACUCACUGCAAGAGCAACACCGAAAGGAACUUGGCAACCUUACCAGGUGGUGGAAGGAUUUAGAUAUAGAGAGGGAGUUCCCAUUUGCUAGAGAUAGGCUUGUGGAGAUGUAUGUCUGGAUGUUAGGAGUUUCUUUCGAGCCGGAUUAUGAGAUCGCUAGAGGAAUAUUUACCAAAAUGAUGAUCAUUAUUACCAUUCUCGACGACAUCUAUGAUGUCUAUGGCACAUUGGAAGAACUAGAACUCUUCACGGAAGCAAUCGAAAGGUGGGAUGUCGAUGCCAAAGAAGGAUUGCCAAAGUGCAUGCAGGUGUUUUACAAGACAAUUCUUGAUUUGUAUGAUGAAAUUGGCUACGAACCGACCAGAAAAGGAAGAUCAUACUGCCUCUUCUAUGGAAAAGAAGCGAUGAAAAUCCAAGUGAGAGCGUACAUGGCCGAAGCCAAAUGGUUCCACCAAGGCCACGUACCGACGAUGGAGGAGUACAUGCCCGUUGCAUUAACAUCCAUUGGUUGUCAAUUGACAUUUGUGACAGCGUUUCUGGGAAUGGGAGAUGUCGUAACAAAAGAUGCAUUUGACUGGUUAUUAUUCAGCGACCCCAAGAUAGUGAGGGCUACACAAGUAAUCACCCGGCUCAUGAAUGACAUUGCUGGACACAAGUUUGAGCAAGAGAGAGGUCAUGUGGCAUCUUCGGUGGAGUGUUUCAUGAAACAAUAUGGCGUUAUGGAGGAAAAGGCAAAGGAGGAACUCGGCAAACAAGUGGCCAAUGCGUGGAAGGACAUUAACGAAGAGAUGCGCCGUCCGACCGUCGUUCCCAGGGUACUCCUCAUGCGAAUUAUCAAUUUUGCCCGAUCCAUUAAUGCGGCAUAUGGAGACGGCACAGAUUACUACGUGAAUGCUGGAACUAAUUUCAAAGAGUAUGUGACUUGUCUGCUCGUCAAUCCAUUGCCAGUGUGAUGGCUUGGAAGAACAAGAUGAAGUACCAAGCCGUCAUCGAUUGCGCUAGACAUUUCCGAAUCUGCUUUGCGUCCAAUUUGAAUUGUGUGUUAACACUCGAUCCUUGCUCUUAUUUGGCCUGAGAGCCCCCUUCUUUUUCUAGUGGAUUUCGAAUAAAAUAAAACAAGAGGAGUCUGUAAAAAGUGUGACGUUGGAAUAUAUUAAUGUUCUAUAGUA